Messenger RNA from Drosophila melanogaster (fruit fly), 1334 nucleotides. RefSeq lists its product as uncharacterized. The transcript is spliced from 3 exons. The record is from RefSeq and is marked reviewed. Lineage: Eukaryota; Metazoa; Arthropoda; Insecta; Diptera; Drosophilidae. Bases 12 to 1280 code for a protein of 422 amino acids.
UUGGUAGAGGUAUGGCGGAAAACGUAGAUUCAGCACAAUUUAAUGCGGAUGAGGUGGAUGCCCCAGCUUGGCUAAAUGCGGAACUUAUCGAGGGCGCUCUAAGAGCUUAUGAAAAGGAUCCUGAAUUGCAUGUAACUGAUUUGAAAAUUAGUCCUGCGACUCUGCAGGGAGAUCAUUAUGCCAGCGUCAUGUUCCGAGCUGUUUCCCACUACUCCACCGCCAAGGGGAAUUUCUCCAAGGCACUGAUAGUUAAAACAAUGCCGGAACAGGAAGGUCACAAAAAGGAUAUGCUGUCAAAUUCGCCGAUAUUCAAAACGGAGAUCUUAAUGUACAGCAAAGCUCUUCCAGAGCUCGAGAGAAUUCUCCGGGAGGCAGGGGAUACUACCAAGCUCUAUGCGCCUUGUAUCUAUCACAGCUUGGAACCUCAUCAGGUGAUGAUAUUCGAGGAUCUGGUGCCACAGGGGUACACCGUCAUCCGAGAUCGUUAUCCUAAUAAAGAAGAACUUCAGAAAGCCUUCUUCAAGUUGGCAAAGUGGCAUGCAGCCAGCAUGAAAGUUUUAAAUGAGCGACCUGACUUUCUUAAGGAAUUUAAGUAUGGGUUAUGGGGCAUGCCCAACUUUCUGAACGAUUCUAUAGUGACAACUGGAGUACCCUGUUUCCUGGAAAUGUUAGACAAGGUUCCGGAACUCACGAAAUAUAAGCCGUAUUUCGAAAAAAUAAAGGAUAACUACAUUCAGCAGAUGAGUGCAGUCAUGGAAGAAUAUCGCACUAAUCCGAAGCCAAAUAGGUACUACGUGCUGUGUCACGGGGAUUUUCAUGGGCGCAACAUGAUGUUUAGGUAUAACAAGGAAACAGGGUCUUUCGAGGACGUAAUGCUGGUGGAUUUCCAGAUCAGUAAUGUUUGCCCCCUUUCCAUUGACCUAAUUUACUCCAUCUUCAUGGUAAUGGAUACGGAGGAUCGUUGGGAUCUUGGAAAGGAAUAUAUCAAUUAUUAUUUCUCUGUUCUGGCGGACACUCUGAAAAAAAUAGGCUUCAAAGGUGAAAUGCCAACUCAGACAGGAGUGUGGGAGCAUAUUCAUGGCCAUAAGGAUUACGAAUUCUUCAUGAUGACCAGCUUUCUACCCCUGGUGGCUGCCAUGAAUACGAAAACAUUUAAAAGUAUGGAUUCAUUUUUUGAUCCGCAAACGAAACAAAAGUCUUUCUUUUUGGAUGAAUACAUUACGGAUGUCAAGAUGCUAUUGCGAAAAUUCGAAGAACUGGGAUAUUUUAAAGAUCUUUAAUCCGAUUGUAUAAAAUUAAUUGAAAUAAAAAAAUAACUUCACAUUUACCUACAU